Molecule: messenger RNA, 2121 nt
Organism: Electrophorus electricus (electric eel)
Lineage: Eukaryota; Metazoa; Chordata; Actinopteri; Gymnotiformes; Gymnotidae
Gene: ptcd3
Product: pentatricopeptide repeat domain 3
Biological process (GO): mitochondrial translation
Cellular component (GO): mitochondrion
Molecular function (GO): rRNA binding; ribosomal small subunit binding; protein binding
Source: RefSeq, a predicted model, not a curated record
UUCGGUUUGUAGCAAAAUGGCGUUAUCCCGUUCGCAAGUAGUGAGUCAAUUAUAUAAAACAGUUAGAUUGUUAAACAAUAGUUUAAAGGAAACAUGGUUUCGGAGACGUUUUGGACUUUGCUCUGCCGCUAAACAACCUUCCUCGACAGUAUCAGGCUCAGAAGAGAAAAUUAUCAUUCCAAAAAUGAAAACAUGGAAUGCAGAGGCUGUGUUACAAGCUCUGGCAUCAACUGUAAAUAGGGACACUACAGCAUCAAAUUAUGUGUUUCAGGAUGACUCUUACCUCACACCAAGAACAUCUAGAGAAUUUAAACUGUAUUACUUGUCCCAGGAGUCAGGCAGAAAUGCGGCCAAGUAUUUCAUCAAUACUUUCCCCAGGUAUUUCCAAAAGGACUUUGCAGAACCUCAUAUCCCAUGUUUAAUGCCAGAGACUCUGGAACUGCAAAUAGAUGAGGUAUCAGAGAGGGCUCUUACUGAGUGCAUUCAGCUUAGGAAGGUCAAGGCAGCAGUAGACAUGUUCGAUCAGCUGACGCAGAUGGGAUCUCCUGUGUCAUUGGAUCUGACCAAUGACCUUUUGGAUCUGAUUUGUCUCUAUGGAGACCAGGAGCCAGCUCAAGAUGUCCCACCAGAACAAAGAACCAAUGACAUGGGGGAGAAGCAUGACGAGAUAAAGAUAAAAAAGGGAAGACCGCGAAGAGCCUCUGAUUUCCUAAAGAUUGUGUGGGGGGAGAACAACAAUGCAGAAAGGAUCUUUAACAUGAUGCCAGAACCAAAUAGUUGCUCAUAUGGUGCAUUAAUUCGUGGCAUGGUGAAGCAUGGCUCUAUCCCCAAAGCAUUCAUCAUGUACAAUGAUAUGCUGAACAAUCAACUGACUGCUGAUGUGCACACCUUUAAUGCUCUCAUCAGUGCUGCCCCAUACCUGAAGGAGAAAUACAGUGAGAAAUGGGACCUGAUCAUUGACCUGCUAAAGCAGAUGGCCUAUCAGAAGGUCAAGCCAAACGUGCUAACAUUCAAUGCUGUCCUAAAGGCCCUGCAGCGCUGUGGAGCCUUGGGCAGAGUGCAGGCUUUCCCUGUCCUCAAUGAGAUGAAGGCCCUUGGCAUCGCUCCCAGUUUGGCUUCUUAUGAUCACUUCCUUGGAAUCUUUUACAAAGCAGCCUCCCAGGCUCAAGAGCACAAAGAGAUUAUUCAGGAAGUGUUGAACGAGGUGUCAGGGAAGAGCUUUGCUGCCCACGACCCAGAUGAUGUCAAUUUCUUCAUGAACACCAUGAAAAUCUGCCUGGACACUAAAGACAUGGAGCAGGCUUACAAAUUGCAGAGCCUGCUUGAUAUAGGGGAGAACUGGAAACUGCUGGGGGAUUCCUUCCACCAGAGUGUCUAUUAUGGACGAUUUUUCAACCUGCUGUGUAUGAUGGAACAUGUUGAUGUGGUGCUGAAAUGGUACAGAGAGCUCAGUCCCUCGCUAUUCUAUCCUAAUUCUCAACGAAUGAGGGAUCUGUUUCAGGCACUUGAUAUGGACAACAGAUUAGACAUCAUUCCUCAAAUUUGGAAAGAUAUCAAACGGAUGGGGCAUGACAACAACACAGAGCUUGUAGAGGAGAUGCUUUCCCUUAUGGCCCGAGAGAAACACAAGCCAGAGGUGCAGCAGUCAUUUGCAGAGUGUGCUCUAGAUGUGAAGACUCUGUACAAGCAGACUGACUAUGGCAGAGUGCAGCUGAACUGGUCAGCUAGCUCCCUUAGCAGCAUCACCUUGAUUCUGCUGGCAGCUGGGAGGAUACAGCAGGCCUGGGAAAUAUUGAUGCUCUUCAAAGUCACUAACAGAGUUCCAUCUGAAUACCUUCUGAAACAGUUCCUGGAUUGUAUACAGAUGAACAACAACUCUGAACAGGCUGUGGCACUAGUUCAGAUUUCAGCGAGCUUCUGCUUGCCUCUUACCUCACACCUCAUCAAGAGAGUGCAGCAGGAAUUUGAACUAAAUGAGGAGCAGAAGAACACCUUAUCGCAACUGGAAUCAUCCUUAUUUGAGUGAUUAAAAGGCUAUGGAUUUGUAUUUCACAAAAUGUUAAAUCUAAUAAAUUGCUAAAAAAAAAUAAUAAUAAUAAUAAUAAACUGAUGUUAAACUGA